ACAGCUAACGGGGAUUUCCGCCAUGCAGAAUUUUUACGUUAGGUUCCUUAGGAUGAAUGUUAAAGUAUCAUUUGCGUGACGUGUGAGACGAUAAGUGGUUAAUUAUUUUAAAUAAAUAUCUGCUUAAAAAAGAGCUCAUUUUUGUGUUUAUUGUGUAUUUGGUGGUUGGACAAGCAGUAAAGGAUGAGAUCGCUUCUAUUUCUUCUGCUUUUCUAUACCUGGCAAAUCUCUUUCGCCCAAAAGUGUUCGAGUCCGGAAGUAUCAAGAAAGUUAUCAUUUAUUUAUAGAACAGUACCAUCAUCUCAAAUUGAAGUGGUAGAAUGUUUCUAUACUGACGGCAACUCGAAAAAUGAUUAUUACGAUAUUACCAAAAACUGCGUUACUGCUGCCAGGACCAGAAUAUUCAUUGAUAAAUAUGGCGACGAUCACCGUGUUAAUGAGGGAGGAUCCAAAGUUUCUCUUAAAACGUACUAUACCAAUGCUGAUCUAUCACAGAACGUAGUUUUUCUCAAAUCCGGAAAGAAAUGCAGGUAUGACGCUGGUUUUUGCUAUGACCCUUCCCAAGGAAAUAACUACGCCGUGGUCUGGGCAGUCAAUCCAGUACCAAAAGUCGUGUGUCCUAAUCAACUAGAACAAAUUUUCUACGGUUACGUUGAUUAUUGGACCUUUACUGCCGAAAACAGAAAAUACCUUAUUUACUCGGUUCCUCUAAAGGAUGAGUCAUUUUCGUUAAGUCUAUCAAAUACAACAGUUUGCCAUGGAAAACAAGCUUGGUAUGUCGACGAACAAGGUUUCUUAGUAUCCUUUACUAGUUUGCUACCUCGUGUUACAGCAACUCCCGUUUUGAACCGAAAUCUCUUUCCGACAUUCAAGUCUAAAGGAGAUAUUAGUGACAGUAUUAUUAGGGACUGCACUCUGAAAUCCUACAACUUAAAUUUUGAUACGAAGAUCGAUACUGAUUAUUUAUCAGAUUCAGAAAAUCUAAAAAUCAUUCUCAGAUUUUAUCAACAAAAUAUUGAUAACAACAAAAAUGCCAUAAAUAAACUAGCAAAAGAUAUACAAGAUGACAACAGGGACAAGAAACCAUCUGAAAAUGUACUUUCAGAAAUUAACCAAAUAAAAUCAUCACUAAGUACAAACUUCAAUAAUAUUAACAAACUAUUCAAAGAUAUCAACCAGCUGAGAACUGUAGAUACAGAUAUUUAUUCGACAAUAACGAAUUUAGCUAAUAGUAUUAAACAAUUAAAGAUAGAUAUUAAAGACUUUACUGUAAAUAAUAAAUACUUAGACAAAUAUUUAAAUGAAUUGAAAAAUGAUUUUAACAAGAAAUUAUUAGACUAUAAUACAAAUAUCAAAAUACAAUUAGAUAAACUUGCACAUUCUUCAGGAUCAAAUGUUAUAAACAAACUUAAUCCAGCAAUACAGAGUCUUAACCACAGCAGUACAACUUGCUUAAAUAGAGUGACUAUUCUCAAACAAGACACAAAAAUGUCAAUACGGCAGUUGAAAAACGACUUGAUGGUCACUCAAGACUCGCUAGAAACAAAUGUCAAGAAGUUUAUAUUGGCCAAUUUAACAAACAUUGAAAUGGUUUUCGGUAGAAAGUUAAACGAUGUUUUAGCAUCUGCAAAUAAAAAAUGCGACAAAUCACUGAAUGAUGUGACUGCGUUUAAGAAUAUCCUUAAGAACGAUCUAGCAACGCUGGAAGGGAAGCUUGACAAAUGCUCAAUUGAUCAAAAGACAACUUCCAAUGAACUGAAAAAGGUAGAACAAGCUUUAUCUGCUAGAAUUUCAUCUUCUUCAAACGACAUUAAGCAAUUAAAUGAUUCGCUCUACAAUUACGUAAAUAUGUCAAUUUCUAGUCUAACAGAUGCUACCAAUAAGGACUUUUCUAAAGAACUUAGUGAUCUAAAAAGAAGCUUAUCAGGCAGAUUAUCCAACGAUGAAUCUCGUUUAAGCGAAGUAGAGAAAAAUGUACAAAAACUUAGGAGCGAUUUCAACGAGAAAGGUAAUUCGCUUGACACUGCUAUCCAGGGCAUUAAAAAGGAUAUAUUAGUUUUGCAAGGACCUAACGACGAGCUGGCUCAAACAGUAGAGGCGGGAGUUUUGGCCAAAGUUAUACCCUUACUAAACCCUACCCUUAUAACAAAAAACGUUAGCCGUGAACUAGGUGGCUUAAAAGAUGAGGUUGCUGCGCAAUUCGCCGAUUCUAGUAAGACAAUAAAAGACCUUAAAACAGAAGUAGAUUCCUGCAAGAGAGUUUCUGGAACCAAGUUGAAAGAAAAUGAAAAGAAAAUAGGGCAGAUUGAGAAUAAUUUAUCCAGGACACAAAUGACUCUAAUUGAUCUAUCGGAAAGGUUAAAUAAUGGUGUUCUCGAUCAAGUCAAUAGUAGAGUAACAUCUGCUCUGGACAAAACCGCCAGAUGUGAAACCGAAGUAAAGCAUCUACAGAAUGAGAUUAAUAAGUUGAGGAAUGAUUUUGAAACCACUGUGGCCAUGCUCAAAGCAGAACAUGACUACUUUAGAAAUCAAUUGCAACCAACAGACGUUAAAUGAGGGUCGAAACAUGUGAACAGCAACAUUAGGUAUUGUCUUUUACCAGAAAUAAUAUGUUUAAGUAAAAAAUAUAUUAAUUUCUAUAUAUUAUUUGUAUGUUUUUAUAAAAUUUUAAUAAAGCACUAUCUUUUUAA
Messenger RNA from Diabrotica virgifera virgifera (western corn rootworm), 2690 nucleotides. RefSeq lists its product as uncharacterized. The record is from RefSeq and is a predicted model, not a curated record. The coding region runs from base 184 to 2556 and encodes 790 amino acids. The transcript has 3 exons. NCBI's taxonomy places the organism in Eukaryota, Metazoa, Arthropoda, Insecta, Coleoptera, Chrysomelidae.